AUGAUGGUUUGGAUGGCGAUUAAAUUCGGUGAGCGGCCUGUCUGGCGGUCAACAUCCGACACCAUCAACAGCAAGGUGUUCAUUGCAAUUGUCAAGGAUGCUUUCGGCUACAACGGCAUAAGUCGGCGCCGAAUGGAUACUGUAAUUUUGCAGGACAAUGCACCUGUCCACCGCUCUAAAGAGGUACGAAUUUGAUGCCGCUUGCAAACAUAAUCUAACAUUUUAGACAACAACCACGCUCUCCGCAAUUGGCCUCCAAUCCAUUUUCAUCCCGGCCAACAGUCCCGACCUCAAUCCUAUCGAAAAUCAUUUUGGAAUAGUCAAAAGAAAUUGGCACAAAGCUAAGAAGACUCUUUCAAUGCAGGAAAAAUUGGAUUUCAUACUCAAUAAUUACAUUUUACAAUCCACCAUAGAUAACCUUGUCAUGUCUAUGUCGGACAGACUUUCUGCUGUUAUUAAUUCGAAUGGACAAUCUACAAAGUACUAAUUUUUUGUAUCUGUUUCUGUCCUUAAUUAUUUUUGACCUUUUAUGCGACCUCCUCCUUUAUACGUCCUCAUACGUAGCCUUUAUUAACUUGGUUGUAAUAUAGGCGUUUCUCGAAAAUGUGCCUUUUGUCGAAAAUUAUUUAUUUUUAUCUCAGUAAAUAAUAUUUUCUUAACCAAACUUUGCUUUAUUUCUUUGGCACAUCGUUUAUUUUCCGCUAUCAGACUUUGGGAGCCGUAGUGUUUACCGAUUUUGCGUUAAAGGCGUUAACCUGUGUUAAUUCGUGACAUUUCAUGAGUUAGCACAGGUACUGUAUAUUGGGCUGGUUAUAAAUAGCACACUCCGACCAGGGUUCAGCCAAUUUUGAUUUGCAGCGCUUUAGGCGGUCAACUAAGACACGUUUUGCUGGUUUACAUACAGUGAUAAAAGGCCUGCUCUUAAAACUUCCCACGCGAGGAUUGACUGGUAAUUGCUUUAGCUGAUUUUAAAGAUAUUUUUGGGUGUUGAAAAAAUUGGGUGCAAAGAUUGUCGUCAAGGUUAAAUGAAGACUACCCAGAUCUGUUUGAAUAAGUAGGUUGAGAUCAAACAAGCAGAUAUUAUGGUUCAAUCCAGUUAGGCAUUUUCCUUUUUUCCAUAAAUAACGAAAUCGUUUGAUGGCUUGUUUUUAUUGUUAUUCCGUAACGUGUAUUUCAAUUUCGUUCAGUUCUCCUUCUAACCUAUUAAUUAGAUUUCGCAAAAGUCUUUCCCAUAAAGGAUAAAAGUAAAAAUAUUUAUCUUAAGUUCAUUCAAAUAAAUGGUGCUGUCAAGUUGUAUCGAAGAACCUAUUGAAAAUAACGAUUUUCUGGAAAGCAGCAAAGUUUCAUUCGUAUACAUUACCCCAUAAAACGUCUUCGUGGUUAAGAGCAGGACCCGUUUGCGGAUAGAAACAACCUUAUAUACCAUGAACGCUUCCGACUACCCGGAUGUGGCCGCCGUUGUCUGUGUUCUUUAACAUAUAUGCUGUUCAGUUGUUCUUAUUCGGAGUAUGCAUAAAAUAAGGGUCAUUGAAGUAUAAAAAAAGUGACUGAGGAAUUUAGAGGAUCAUUUAGGGCAAAAAAUGUGUUGCGCAUUCUAUUUCUCCACCUAACCCGUUAAAUCAAAUGUCGUUUACAUGCAGGUCUAGUUUGUGAGUAUUUUGCUGUGGCAUCAGUUCAAAAACCUCUUUGUAGAUUGUGUGACCAUACCGCUGCUAAACCGCUCUCACAGGACCCGUCUCCUCAUCUUGCUCUAUGCAGCUAAUGACCGUUUUCAUUUAUCAUGCCAGUCUGCCACAGAUUUGUUCUGGGGAGCCUAGUGUUAUCCAUCCAGAAAGAGUCAGUCGUAUGUCUAAUAUAUGCCCGUUUUUUUUCCUAUGAAGAGCAUAAUGCCUUUCAUCAUCUUCCGUCUUCUUCUUCUUCUGCUUCUUCUUCUUCUUCUUCUUCUUCUUUUUCUUCUUCCUCUCUAUUCUUCUUCUUCUUCUUAUUCUGCUUUUUCUUCCUUGUCUUCUUCUUAUUAUUAUUAUUAUUUUUCUUCUUCUUCUUUCUCCUCUUCUUCUUCUUCUUCCGUGUUUUUUUUCUUAUUCUUCUUCUUAUUCUUUUCUUUCCCUUUUCUUUUCUUCUUCUUUCUCUUCUUUUUCUUUGAGCUUGAUUUUUUGACUUUCAGCAAACUGCGUUUUAUACCGCAGCGUGUAUGCCUAUUCUCAUAGGUAUUGCAUUUGUCGCACAAUGUAGAUUCAAACUGAUAGGAAAUUUCGCACACGCCAGGAAUUGAGACAAUUUGAAGAUAAGGAAGGUGAAGUACUUUGGGAAACAGCAAAUAUAAUUGUGUAAAUUUUCGAGACUGGUUCCCCUGCUCGUCUUCAGACAGCGGGUGUGCAAAAACACUUAACUUCUUAACUGAGUCUGACAAAGUGAUUCCAUGAUUGUUUAAGGUUAUAAUCUCUUUAUUUGUUGAUUCAGUUUGAAUCUGUCCUUAAAGAUUUUGUAUGCGGCAUCUAAAUCGAUAUGCCAGUUGAAAAAUUGCCUCCAGGAAUUAGCGGCCUUUCAUUGUUGGGUAGGCGCCAACGAUGCAAGUAUUUUCCCGUGAAAAUUUGUGCCCAUUGUCCAGUGUGCGUAUGGCCACCUGGGCGAGAUGGUCGCGUCUCUUCACCGCUAAUUGAUGCUUAUGUAUACGGGUUGAUACAGAUUUUCCAGUCUGGCCAAAAUAGACAACAUCACAACUAUAACGUAGGAUUUUGUAGGUGGUUGCCUGGUCGAGACCCCUACAGCCCAUACGAAGCUUUUUGCUUCGGAACGCCAAUGAACCAGUGUGCGCCUAAUCCUGAAUAAAUAUAUACAUAUAUAUCUCUUCAAAGAGAAGUGGGGUGAAGGUGAACUCCCGCAAGAUUUCAAAGAUGCAACUAUCGUGCAUCUCUACAAGCGCAAAGGGAAUCGCCAAGUCUGCGACAAACACCGCGGCAUCUCCUUGCUGAACAUCGCCGAGAAGAUCUUAGACCGCAUCCUCCUCAACCGCCUCAAUAACCAUCUCGAGCAGAGUCUACUGCCGGAGAGCCAAUGCGGCUUCCGUCGUCAUCGAGGGACCACGGAUAUGAUCUUUGCAGCCCGCCAACUUCAGGAGAAGUGUCAGGAGAUGCGGACCCACCUGUACUCUACCUUCGUGGACCUGACGAAAGCCUUCGACAAGGUGAAUCGUGAAGGAUUGUGGAAGAUCAUGCAGAAAUUCGGCUGUCCGGAGCGAUUCACUCAGACGUUGCAUCAGCUGCACGACGGUAUGAUGGCGCUAGACACGGACAACGAAGCUGUCUCAGAGGCAUUCGCAGUGACCAACUGAGUGAAGCAGGGCUGCGUACUGGCGCCCACCCUCUUCAGUCUUAUGUUCUCUGUCAUGCUGAUUCACGCCAACCGCGACGAACGCUCUGGGAUCCGCAUCGCCUACAGGACGGACGGUCACCGUUCACGAACUCCUCUUCGCCGACGACUGCGCCCUGAACACCACCUCGGAUAAGGAGAUGCAACGGGGCAUGGACCUGUUCUCCGACGCCUGCGAGAACUUAUGUCUGGUCAUUAACACACAGAAGACAGUGGUGAUGCACCAACCGCCACCCAACUCAGCCACAGCCCCCAACGCGCCGCUGCAAAUCAGCGUGAACGGAACCCAACUACAAGUGGUGGAGAACUUCCCGUAUUCGCGGAUACUUGGCUCUGUGAUCAUCUGA
This is a messenger RNA of Spirometra erinaceieuropaei, 3716 nucleotides long. The record is from the annotation of a GenBank genome assembly. NCBI's taxonomy places the organism in Eukaryota, Metazoa, Platyhelminthes, Cestoda, Diphyllobothriidea, Diphyllobothriidae.